Molecule: messenger RNA, 1115 nt
Organism: Vespa mandarinia (Asian giant hornet)
Lineage: Eukaryota; Metazoa; Arthropoda; Insecta; Hymenoptera; Vespidae
Source: RefSeq, a predicted model, not a curated record
CACACGUCGAAUACACAUCUAUGAUGUGCUAUUUUGAUUUGUUUCUUACCAUUAUUUACAGUGUGUAACUACCUCACGUUAAAAUUGUUACAUAUUAAGUUAAACGAGAGAAGCUCCAACUAAAUAUAAUGGGGAGACAUACGAUGAUGACUAAAAUUAUAUUAUUAAUGAUCGUUACUGUACUUUUCGGACUAAUUGCCGAAAACAAGGCCACGAUAGCGCAACCAAAGGCACCGAAUUUCCAAUAUUUUGAACGGCCAAAAUAUCGUUAUCCGUAUUAUGACGAGAACGGAAAAGGUAAACUUUUAUACGGCUAUGGAGGUUCUGAUUUGUAUGAAUAUCGAACGUACACUAUUCUCGAAGGUAUACAUUAAUUCUAACAGAAUAAUUAUUUUUUAACAGUGCUCCAUGUCAAUGCAUAUAAUGUGUAUAAGUUAAAAUUCGAUAUUUGCGUUAUACUGUUUCUUUCUCAGAAAUUCUUUUCUAAUUAAAGCAUUAUCAUUAAGCAUAUAAUAACAACAAUGAAUAUUUAUACGAAUUGAUUGACUAUCAUGUAAAUAGAGGUAUAUUUGUACACGAUUAAGCUUGCAACAAUGAGAAAGAAAAAUUAUUUAUUUCUGUAAUCUUUAUUGCUUAGCAUCAAAGAAAACAACGUCUAAAUAGAUCGAAUAUUUUUCAUUUUUGAUUAAUCUAUUGUAAUUCGAUAAAAACUUUUUUCCCGUUGUUGCAAGAAUGCUGCAUUGUUCACUAUGGAAUCAAGGAACAUUACCAGAUCAUUUAUUUUCCACCUAUAAUUAUCUAUAUUCUUAAAGAUAAUAAUAAAUGUAUAAAUUUGUAAAUGUGUUUGACUUUCUUUCAUAGAACAAUUAUUUACCUACAAUUUUUUGUUGAUAGUAGACACUCUUGUAUGAUUUUUAAUAAAUCAGGAUAUAUCCAUAAGAUUAAUGUGCCUUACUAGAGAAUUUCUUUUCUCAAAUCUGAUGAAAUAUCGAAAUCGUUGCUUAAAGAAGAUGACACACACGGGAGUAUUAUCUCGUGGAAAAAGAUACGUGCUAUUAAUAACCAUACACGAUAUUAAAAGGGUAAUGGUAUAAUAUUUGAAGUGCAUGGAAUGU